AUGAGCAGCAGCUUAACAAACGAUCCUCCUUUGGGAGGAGGAAGUGAUAACCCACCAAGUCCACAAUUACCCAAUCACAACAACAAUAACAUGUACCGUUGCCAACACGCUGGUUGCGACAAGUCUUAUUCUACUCAGCCAGGCCUCAAUAAUCAUUUGAAGACUCAUUUUACAGAUGAAGAGAAGCCAUUCAUCUGUUCGCAUCCAGGUUGUACAAAGAGAUACGCCCAAAAGAAGGGGGUUGAUUACCACUUCAAAUUUGCUCACCAAGAUAAGACUACCUGGUUUCGUUGUCCCACAUUAGGAUGCGACACUUCGUUUUUCGGGGAGCGUCAGCUCAAGUUUCAUCAAGAGUCGCAUGGCAUCUUCAGAUGCACUGCAAAUCGUUGUGUCUAUCAGUGCAACAGUAAAGCAGAGCUUCUUGAGCAUAGAGCGCGUAAUCAUGAGAAGGCCCAACUUUAUGCGGAACACGUUGGUAGAAUCAGAACCAGUGUAGCCAGAAGAAAGAAAAACUCUCAUUCUGCAAAAUUAUCUGCUCAAUCUCCAGAUACACAAGACACAUCAUCCAAUGGAAAAGAAUACGAAGAAUAUGAUGGUGAUGGUGAAAUUGAUGAGGAGAAAUAUAAUCCUGAGGUUGCUGAGGAAUUUCCCGAGAGACCAAUCACCAAUAGGGGGUGGAAGUGUCCUAAACCAAGUUGUAAAGUUUACAGGAAGAUAAAGUUCGAUCUAAUUCAACAUUGGAAGGAUAAACACGGUGAAUUGGCCGAACCAGACUAUUUUCAAUACAUUCAUGGACCCAGGUCAUCUUUCACUCCUCAACAGACUGCUAACUCCAUGACCAAUGUUUCUCGGCUCGGAGGACAACGUACCACUCCAUCUGAUUCUGCUCGUCAAUCAGCUCAGAUUAAGGAAGAAGAGACAAGUCCACAGAACCCAGCACUGUACAGCACUGCUCUCCAAAGACCAACUGCUCAGCAUCAGAGAGAGAGAGAUGGACGCAAUGCAGGAAAUAUGACUGGCAAUUUUAAGCAUUCAAACGCCCCAAAAGCUACAGCUUCAACCUCCACCGCCUCUCAUCGUCUUUCCACAGCAGCAGAUUCCCAGAAUCGCACUGCGCACCCAAGAUCCUACUACGACCCUCCCAUCGCACGUCCAGAUACUGUAGCUUCCGCCAGUUCUUCUGGUAACUUGUCUAUUCCUCCUACGCGUCGUUCGGUCAACAGUACACGUACAGAUACUGCUGUCACAGCUAUUGAUCCCGCUCGUCCAGUCAAUCCCACUCGCACGGAGACUGCAGAUCCAGUUGCUCGUACUCACCCAGUCAAUACUACACGAACAGAGACUGCCGUAUCAGCUGUUUCUCGUGCUCGUCCAGUCAAUACUACACGUACAGAGACUGCUGUUCCAGCUAUCGCUCGUCCAGUCAAUUCUGCACGCACAGAAGCUGCUGAUCCAGCUAUGGCUCGUAGUCGACCAGUCAACACUACACGCACAGAAACUGCUGAUACAGCUGUGGCUCGUGCUCGUCCAGUCAACACUACACGUCCAGAGGUUGCUAUCCCAGCUAUUAAUCGACCAGUCCAUCGUCGUCCAAACGGUCCUCCUCCGACUUUUAGUCGCGCAAUGGAAGCUCGUCGUUUUAGUCCUCCUCCCGCUAGAAGUAUUCGAGCUGCUAGUCCUCUUGAUUAUUUGGGCAAUAUUAAUCGCGCUAGUAAUCAUCGUGUCUCCUCAACCAACCUUGACCGCGCUUUCGAGCCUCGUGUCUCCUCGACUAGCCAUCAUCGCAUUGGUAAUUCUCUCGUCUCCUCGGAUAAUCAUCACCGCACUGGUCGUUCUCAUAUCGCCUCGACUGACCAUUACCGCACUGAUAUUCCCCUCUUCCCCUCCACCAACCUCAACCGCAGCACAAACCCUCGCACCUUCUCACUCAAUGCCCAUCAAUCCACCACUGCACGCCUCCGAAACCCUCCUACCUCUUCCUUUCACCGUUCUCGCCCUUCUCAAGCCUUGCGCUCCUCUGCCGAAGAACAAGGACAAGAAGAAACAGGUCUCUUUGUCUCCCCCUCAAACCCUCCUUCCCGCCCUCUAGGCGUCAGAGGUUUCGCUAAUAUGCCUCUGCCACGCGACCAAGAUUCGGAUGAGGAAGAUCUGAGACCCAGCCAUGUUCUAAAGCAGGAUCGUGAGCGUCGAGCUACUGCUGCUGCUGCGACUGGCGCUGCGGCUCCGGUUGCUCAAAUUGAGAGACCGCGCGGUGCUAGAGAUGCGUACGGAAGACUCUAUUCUGAGAGAGGUGCGGGUACUGAUACUGCGGAUAGGUACGGUGCUGCGGGUUCUACUGACAAAGAUGGUAAGGGUGAUAAGGACAAGAAGGGUGAAAAGUCGGGUGGAAAGUCCAAGUCUAAGCCGAUGGCUAGACGAGGUCGUGCUGAUGAUUCGGAUGACGAUUUUGAUGAUUUUGAUGAGAGCGAGUUGAGUUCAUCCGAUGACUCCUAUGAAGAUCCUCGUCAAGGUCUAGGUCAACGCUCAACACACCAAACCAAGCGCACUCGUUCCAUUUUCAACCCUCAUCAAUCCUCCAGCGGCAUCCGCAAUCCCGUGCCACCCCCAAGAACCCCAUCUCCCAAUGGCAUCUAUCGACCCUACCAUCCCUACGCCCCCGAUCUUGACUCCCCACCCCCCUCAUACCUGAUCAAAUCCCCCGGCGUCAUCGACCGAAGACUUCCCUAUGUCGACCGCCCCGAAGAUAAGUUUAUGUCCGAAGUCGCCGUUACCCAACCUCAAGACCUCUUCAACGCCGACGACGUCCAUUAUUACUUCCGCGGCCCAACCGAGCACGAAAAGGCCCUCCAACGCCGUCUUGAUGCCGAAAAGGAGGCCAUGAAAGCCAAUGCCUACGGCUCCGGUUUCCAAGUCCCCAUGCACUAUGAUGCCCACCCCUACACGGCCCCCAUUAAUACUCGCGACCGUCCAGCGUGGAGAGAGGAGCGUUUGCGUCUAGAUGAGUUGGAGCGUCGCGGUGAUGGUUUCGAGGAAAUUGAACGUAUUAGGGGCAUGGAUCGUAAUAUGUCUGGUGCUCCUGAUGCAGAAGCAGAAGCUCCCUCCAAGAAAGCCAAGAAGGCAACCUGUGCAGGUCCCGAUCGCGUCAAGCGUAAAUAUAAUUGGCGUGAUCCAUCAAAGAAGAAUAAGCGUCGUCGUGAACAAGGUACCGGUGGUGCGGCACAAGUUGACGGAACAGAUGAGCAGAAUUUGAAAGGUUUGGGUCCUCCUGUCCAAGCUUCUGCUGAGACUUCAGAUGACGAUAGCAUGAUGGAUGGAGAUACCAGUAAUUAG
Sclerotinia borealis F-4128 is the source of this 3330-nucleotide messenger RNA. The record is from the annotation of a GenBank genome assembly. NCBI's taxonomy places the organism in Eukaryota, Fungi, Ascomycota, Leotiomycetes, Helotiales, Sclerotiniaceae.